This is a messenger RNA of Bipolaris zeicola 26-R-13, 306 nucleotides long. RefSeq lists its product as uncharacterized. The transcript has a single exon. The coding region runs from base 1 to 306 and encodes 101 amino acids. The record is from RefSeq and is a predicted model, not a curated record. Lineage: Eukaryota; Fungi; Ascomycota; Dothideomycetes; Pleosporales; Pleosporaceae.
AUGCAUCGCAAUCGCACGCUAAGCUGUGAGGAGAGCCGGGCAAUCUUGAACGGCGAUCAUGGCGGGCUGACGGCAUCCCCACCCCCGACCUCACAAUUGGUGGGCAACAAACUGUGCGACACACUUGCACUUGGACGCGUACAACACCACACCAGGGUCGAUGCGCAAGCCAUCAUUUCCCCAUGCUCGCUGUCACAUUGCCGUGACGCCAGCAAAGCGUGGGCAAAAGGGCCCCGUACAGCCUUGACAAAAACCGCCACCCUCGCUGAGAGAGAUCGUCUAGAAGCGCCACACAAGCCUUGCUAA